Messenger RNA from Penicillium subrubescens, 1065 nucleotides. RefSeq names its product zinc-binding alcohol dehydrogenase family protein. The transcript has 3 exons. The record is from RefSeq and is a predicted model, not a curated record. The coding region runs from base 1 to 1065 and encodes 354 amino acids. NCBI's taxonomy places the organism in Eukaryota, Fungi, Ascomycota, Eurotiomycetes, Eurotiales, Aspergillaceae. Gene Ontology annotation, molecular function: oxidoreductase activity, acting on NAD(P)H.
AUGAAAGAGGUAAUCAAUUUGGCAGGGCCGACCGUCAAGAUUAUUGAGAGCCCAAUUCCCGAGCCAAACGAUGACCAAGUUCUUAUCAAAGUGGUCGUUUCUGGGUCGAAUCCCAAGGACUGGAAGGUUCCAGACCUUGCAGCUUCUGGGGACAGUAGUAUUGCCAUGAUGAUUGAGGCCAAGAAGGGAGUGAACCAGGGGGACGAUAUUGCCGGUGUGGUUGAAAAGGUCGGAUCUAAAGUGGUUGAAUUCAAACCAGGCGAUCGCGUUGCAGCAUUCCACGAAAUGUGUACGCCCGGCGGCUCGUAUGCUGAAUUCGCACUUGCGUGGAGUCAUACAACUUUCCACCUUCCCAAGCACACCUCAUUUGAAGAAGGCGCAACAAUUCCUCUCGCUGCCCUGACUGCUGCUGUGUCCUUGUACGCGCACCUUCAGUUCCCACCGCCGUGGAGGCCUGCAGUAAAACCGAUCCCAUUCAUCGUUUACGGCGCAAGCACGGCUGUUGGCUCAUACGCGAUCAAAUUGGCGUGCAACAGCAACAUCCACCCCAUCAUUGCUAUCGCAGGGAAGGGAUCCCAAUAUGUACGGAGCCUCCUAGAUCAAAGCAAAGGAGAUACAGUGAUCGACUACCGUGAAGGAAUAGAGGCAACGACCAAGGCGAUAAAAGACAGCCUUGUACUGGCUGGAUAUUCUACUGCGCAGCACGCACUUGACACCAUCAUCAUUACACAAAGCGCAGAGGUCUUAAGGCAGUCGGUCACUUCGGGCGGACAGGUUGAUUUUGUAUUGCCCAACGACCUUGACGUGUCACCUGCGGUCAAAUCGAUUACUUCGGUGGGAUCGGUGCAUAAGCAACUUGGGUUUGGUAACGACGAGGAACUAGGAUUCGUAUUCUCUCGGUAUUUUACGAGAGCAUUACAAAAUGGCAGUUUUUCCGGUCAUCCUUUCGAGGUUAGGCCGCGAGGCCUGGAAGGUGUUGAGGAGGCCUUGAAAGACUUGAAGGCCGGAAGAGCAAGCGCUACCAAGUACAUUUUCCGCAUUGCGGAUACCCCAGGAGUUGUUUAG